Molecule: messenger RNA, 3563 nt
Organism: Rhododendron vialii
Lineage: Eukaryota; Viridiplantae; Streptophyta; Magnoliopsida; Ericales; Ericaceae
Product: protein RRC1
Exons: 18
Coding region: 289-3210 (973 amino acids)
Biological process (GO): RNA processing
Cellular component (GO): nucleus
Molecular function (GO): RNA binding
Source: RefSeq, a predicted model, not a curated record
CAAUCGUGGAAAAGGAGAAAGCGAUCGUCGUCGCCCGUCGCCUCUCUGUCUCCGAUCGUUGCCAACAAUUGUCGCUGCCGCCGAACUUGCCUGUCGUCGUUGCUUGCUGGCAAGGAUUGUGGCCCCUAUUCCUGUGGGUUAUGUGUGGACUUAGUGUGUUGGGCUUGGGCUUUUCUUUGUUCCUUCAAAAGUAUGGGUCUGAGUUUGGACUCGUACUCUUUGGGAUAUUGAAUAGGGUUAUUGAAAGAAAUGGGUCUGUGAUUUUCCGUUUCAGAAGUUUGAUGAAAGAUGAAUUCCUUCUCAAUUACGCGAAAAAAGACUCCUUAUGAAAAACACAAAGAAGAGGAGGAGGCUAAGAAAAAGAGAGCACAAGAUGAAACAGCUCGUUUGUAUCAAGAGUUUGUGGAGUCAUUUCAAGGGGAUAGUGGGUCCAAAACAUUUGUGAGAGGAGGGACAAUUAAUCCCAAUGAAAAGCUGAAAACCGAUUCUGAAGGUGGAAAUUCCAAAGAUGAGGUAUCUGGUUCAAAGAAGGGGAGUAGAUAUGUUCCAUCUUUCUUACCACCUCCUUCAACCAAGGGCAAUGACCAUGAGAAGAAGAGGGAGGAGGAGAAGCCGAAGGAGAAAGGAAAGUCAAGGAACAUAGAUAAAUUUCUGGAGGAGUUGAAAAAAGACCAAGAAAUGAGGGAAAGGAGGAACCAAGAGCACGAACACGGGCGUGAUGGGCGUCAUAGUGAAAGUUCUUCUUCUAGCCGAUUCGAUGAACUGCCUGAUGUUUUUGAUCUAAGUGGAAAGCCUGGAUCAUUUGAUGAUGUGGAUCCACAAACUACAAACCUAUAUGUCGGAAAUCUGUCGCCUCAGGUGGAUGAGAAUUUCCUGUUGCGGACAUUUGGUAGAUUUGGGCCUAUUGCUAGUGUGAAAAUAAUGUGGCCUCGGACGGAGGAGGAACAUAGACGACAAAGAAAUUGUGGCUUUGUAGCUUUCAUGAACAGAGCUGAUGGACAGGCUGCAAAGGAUGAAAUGCAAGGUGUUGUCGUUUAUGAAUAUGAGUUGAAGAUGGGGUGGGGUAAAUCGGUUGCUCUUCCAUCACAAGCUCUACCUGCUCCUCCUCCAGGACAAAUGGCCAUUAGGAGUAAGGAGGGCGGCACUGUUAUCUUGUCUGGUCCAUCUGGCCCACCAGUUACUUCUGUCCCAAGCCAGAAUUCUGAACUGGUUCUUACACCAAAUGUUCCUGAUAUAACGGUUGUUCCACCUGAAGAUGGUCAUCUUCACCAUGUAAUUGAUACAAUGGCACUCUAUGUUCUAGAUGGAGGUUGUGCUUUUGAGCAAGCUAUAAUGGAGAGAGGCCGUGGGAACCCACUUUUCAAUUUUUUGUUUGAGCUGGGCUCAAAGGAGCAUACUUACUAUGUUUGGAGGCUGUAUUCAUUUGCCCAGGGUGAUACUCUUAAGCGGUGGCGAACAGAGCCUUUCAUCAUGAUAACUGGUAGUGGGAGAUGGAUGCCGCCUCCAUUACCAACAGCAAAAAGCCCAGAGCUGGGGAAAGAGUCUGGAUCGACAUAUGCUGCAGGAAGAACCAGGCGAGUGGAGCAAGAACGAACACUUACUGAACCACAAAGAGACGAAUUUGAGGACAUGCUGCGUUCUUUGACAUUAGAGAGGAGCCAGAUAAAGGAAGCGAUGGGUUUUGCUUUAGACAAUGCUGAUGCAGCUGGAGAGAUUGUUGAAGUUUUAACCGAGUCUUUGACGCUAAGAGAAACCCCCAUACCAACUAAAGUUGCGAGGCUCAUGCUUGUUUCAGACAUUCUUCACAAUAGUAGUGCUCCUGUAAAGAAUGCAUCUGCAUACCGUACAAAAUUUGAAGCAACUCUGCCUGACAUAAUUGAAAGCUUUAAUGACUUGUACCGUAGUAUAACAGGAAGAAUGACGGCUGAAGCCCUUAAGGAACGUGUUCUGAAAGUUCUCCAUGCAUGGACCGACUGGUUUUUAUUUUCCGACGCAUAUAUGAAUGGAUUACGAGCUACAUUUCUGCGAUCUGGAAAUUCUGGUGUGAUCCCUUUUCAUUCUGUAUGUGGGGAUGCACCCGAAAUAGAAAAUAAGACUAGUUCUGAGGAUACAAUUAAUGGUUCAGUUAACCAAGAUGCUGCAUUGGCAAUGGACAAAGGUGCAGCCAUGAAGGAACUAUUAAGUCUUCCUCUCGCUGAGCUGGAAAGACGAUGCAGACACAAUGGAUUAUCUCUUGUUGGUGGCAGUGAAAUGAUGGUGGCACGAUUGCUUUAUUUGGAGGAGGCAGAAAAGCAGAGGGGCUAUGAACUAGAUGAUGACUUGAAAUAUACCCAAAGCCAGUCGAGUUCAGGUCGAUAUUCAGGUGUCCGAAAAGAAACACCUAUGGAAAUGGAGCCAGUGGGAUUGUCAGGAUGGAGUCAUUAUGGGGUGGACGAGAUGCGUUCACAAGGAAAUGGGUCUUUACUGUUGGCCCCAAACAGACCUGUCCCACAGCCUGGACUAAAAGCUUCUGCAAAUGAAGAAGAUACUGAUCGUGUUUUGCCUGCUUCUAAAUGGGCCAGGGAGGACGAUGAAAAUGAGGAUGAGCAACAGAGAAGUCCUAGGGAUCUUGGGUUAAGUUACUCGUCUUCUGGAAGUGAGAAUGUCGGUGAUAGUCCUAAUAGGGCUGACAAGAUUGAGCUUGCGACGGAGCUAAGCAUUUCAGCACAUCCUGAUAUUGGGAUGAAUGAGGAACAAAGACAAAAGUUGAGACGUCUGGAGGUUGCGCUGAUGGAAUAUCGUGAAACCUUAGAAGAGCAGGGAGUCAAAAAGCCGGAAGAUAUUGAUAGGAAAGUUGCAAUCCAUAAAAGACGGUUGCUAUCUGAGUACGGGUUAUUGGAUUCUAGUGAGGGUGUUCCAGCCAACAAAAGAUUAUCUUUGGAGAGGGACAGAAGAGAUGGUUCCCGCGACUCUUCGAGAAAGCGGCACCGGAGCCAGAGCCGAAGUGAAAGCCCCCCACGGAAAUCAUCCAGCAAAGAGAAGGAUAAGAGAAGUGAUUUGGACAGGGAUCGAGAAAGGCACAGUGACAGAGACCGAAAUAGAGCUCAUGAUCCAGAGAGCCGGAGGGGAAGAGACUGGGAGCAAGAGAAGAGUGGAAGCAGAGAAAGGGAUGAUCACGACAGAGCUGUAAGUAGAAAGAAAGACGGGGAUCGAAGGAGAAGGGUGAAAUGAAUUUUGGUGAUGGUAGGGUAUCUCUGUAAAUCAUCGUAAUAUGGAAACAGGUUCGGACAUCUACCCAUUGGAGUUUGUCGGUGGUGUAAUGUGAAACCAUCGUUGCAAUGACAUCCCUCCUUUCAGUUGGUAGCCUGUGAAACGAAACAUUGUCCUGGUUAGCCUGUAUCUUUUGUAUGCAGUUGUAUUUUGCUUUGGCAAUAUCUCAUAAAUGUUGGUUUUAUGAUAAUGCUGAAAAGCUGAAUGCCUGCAUUUUAGUUGCUGAUCUUUUAUUUUACGGAGAUAUCUCCCAAGAAUUUUCAUUUUUCCAAGGGGUUAAAUCAUGCUUUAUGUGAUCUCGUUGUAUUGCUCGA